Lycium barbarum (goji berry) is the source of this 546-nucleotide messenger RNA. RefSeq lists its product as uncharacterized. The coding region runs from base 1 to 546 and encodes 181 amino acids. The record is from RefSeq and is a predicted model, not a curated record. Lineage: Eukaryota; Viridiplantae; Streptophyta; Magnoliopsida; Solanales; Solanaceae. The transcript has 2 exons.
AUGACAAGGCCAAACAUUUCUUUUGAUGUACAACACCUGAGCCAGUUUAUGCAUGCCCCUAAGAAGUCGCACUAUGAUGCAGCCUUACAUGUGGUCAGGUAUAUCAAGAAGCAGCCUGGACUAGGACUCUUAAUGAGCAGCAGAACUUCUGGCAAGAUUACUACAUUUUGUGAUGCUGAUUGGGCAUUUUGCUUAUUGUCUAGGAAGUCAGUAACAGGUUUUGGUAUAAAGUUCGAUGAUUCCUUAGUCUCAUGGAAGUCUAAGAAGCAAAGCACAAUGUCAAAAAGCUCAGCAGAAGCUGAGUAUAGAAGCAUGGCAACAACAGUUGCUGAACUGGUUUGGCUGCAAGGUUUGUUACAAGAAUUGGGUGCCACAGUUGAGUUGCCAAUGGACAUAGAAAGGAUAUUUGAAGGACUGAUAAGAACUGAGUAUGUUGCAAGCAAGGAACAAAUGGCAGAUAUAUUCACCAAGGCUUUAGGGAAGCAGCUCCACAAUGACAUGUUAUUCAAGUUGGGAUUAGUUGACAUUUUCAAGGAUCCAACUUGA